GCUGGUCUCUGUACUAUCCGGAGUUCUGCCCCUUGAUGGGUAAUGUCUGACUCUUUUCUUUUGUUCACAUGGGAACGGCGUCUUUAGGUCAUGCCCGAAUAUUGGUCGAUAAUUAAGUAGAAAGUAAAUGGUUCGGAUGUAAAUAUCAGCCACGUAUUGUCCUAGUGUUGUCAAGCCAAUAUUGCUGUCGUCUGUAACGUUUAACACAUCUGUCGCGAGGACAAAGGCAGCUGUUUAAGUAGUGUAAUCACUUCGUAGUUUUCUCUUCUUAUUAACUCUUGAACCACAUUUACAAACCAGUCGACGUGAAGCAAGUUAAUGGUGCUUGUAUGUAGCUAGCGCUAGCUUGUUUAGCUGCAUUCUUGUUACAUCUAGUGUUAAUUAAUGUUUAGGUAACUGGUGUUAUUAAAGUUUGACAAAAUGCUCACUGGCAGGUAAUGAAGCUAAGGGCGUCUUAUAGUUUUCACCGACGACCUGUUUAAUCAUGAAAAUUAGUUCAAAUAACAGUGUGCUUGUUUGAAGAAACCCAGUAUCGCCUGGCUAGAAGCCAAGAGAUAGUGAAACAUUGACAGAUGUCACCCUUGGGUCAGUAACCCGAAGCAAACUAUUUAAGGGAAUGUGAUAUUUCGCCCGUCACUGACGCAGAGAAUGAGUUGGACUGUUAAUGCAAACAGUUUGCUAUCAUAUGAGCAGCUUAGGAUCAGUUGGACCUUUUGUAUUUUGUCAUGAAUGCAGAGCUGUACCCGUUGGUUCCGUCACGCAGAUCAGCAUCAAAGCUUUCUAUGCGGGUGUUUUAGCUCAGAUGCUCUGAGAAGUAAUCUUCCUCCUGCUGACAUUUAGACUGUUUUUCUGCCACUCGUAGUCAAUGUAAGUGCCAAGUUAUUAUCUCAACUCCCUGUGGUAAGGCUAAGAUGGUCCCAGCCUAGGAAGAGAGCGGAUUAUGUCCACGGAUUUACACACAGAGGAAAAUGUGAACACCUAUUAUAGGGAGCACAGGACACUGUUAUCCACUGCAUUUCCUGUUCAUUAGUGUACUUGCUUUACAUGUCAGAGAAUCUUCCACUUUUACCUCAUGUGAUCAAAUGGUCUGUGCCUUGUAAGGAUAGUCUCUUUUCAUUGUUUACAUUUAUCUAAAUGUUCCCAACAGCUCAAGAGGACCCCAGUGCUAUUUAAGUUGGCACUUGUGAUCAAGGACAGAUGCAUUGCCCAUGUUGCAACAGAUGAUACACCAUCACCAUGCCACUGAGAGAAGAAUGACAUUUGUCUCAUUUUAAUUCCUGGAGCGGCUUUGGGCAGAGUUUAGACUUGAUUAAAAAGCGGCUUCUACUCUGUGCCAAAUUGGUCUUUGUCUCAGUCUGCUCCUUUGCACUGCCGCUGUCCAUUUGCAGACUGUUAAGGCACAGGAGGCAAAGUGAGCAAAAGGAUACUGUCUCUGGCUGCACUGGGGGAUUUGCCUUUGCUGUAGGAGUGGGCACUUGUCAGGAGAGCCGGCCUACAGCAAUGUACAUCAUGCUCCAGGGACACUAGGCUCCCUGUUUGAGUUCCUUCUUUGUGGAGUUUUUCUUUCUUUUUUUUUUGCUAUCUCUUCAAUUUGGAUGGUUGAGUACAAGGGCCACUUUGAAGGAGACCACCGGUGGCUGUGGUUUGGCCAGGGUUGCCAGACUUCUUGCCAGCUAUUAAUGAUUUAGUACCUUUCUCCACCACUACCACUGCUACAACCUCCAUCACCGUGGUCUCCAGUAUGGUGAAAGGAGGCUGCAGGGAUCACAGGAGUGGGACUAAGCUUUUCAUACUAGCAUAGUUACUUAUUUGCACUGUGAAGGAUUUCAUUCCAGCUUUCUUGGAGCUUCUUUUUUUCCCCUUAGAGGUAAAAACGAAAAGCUCAGUCAUUUUUUAAUUAUUUAGUUUUUCAGAUAUUUUCAUUCUUGAGAAAAUUUAAAUCUGGCAAAGAAGACAGCACCAGAGGAGAAUGAAGCUGAGGAAACAGGUGACAGUGUGUGGAGGGGCCAUAUUCUGUGUGGCUGUGUUCUCACUCUAUCUGAUGUUGGAUCGAGUCCAACAUGACCCUGCAAGGCGACAAAACGGAGGGAACUUUCCACGGAGCCAAAUUUCAGUUCUGCAGAACCGGAUAGAGCAGCUGGAACAGCUCCUGGAGGAAAACCAUCAAAUCAUCAGCCACAUAAAGGACUCUGUGAUGGAGCUCACGGACACAGGAGCAGUGUCUCCCAGUGGCCACCUGCCAUUUAGAAGUGCCAACGGUUCCUGGGUGCUGCCGUUUGACGGCCGCCCCUCUUUCCUCUCUGUCAAGCCCCAGGAUUGCCAGUUUGCUUCAAGCACACGUGGGCAAGCAGACGUUCAGAUGCUGGAUGUUUAUUCCCUUCUGAAGUUUGACAAUCCUGAUGGAGGCGUAUGGAAACAGGGCUUUGACAUUAGUUAUGAGCCUGAUGAGUGGGACAAGGAACCACUUCAAGUAUUUGUUGUCCCUCAUUCUCACAAUGAUCCAGGUUGGAUCAAGACUUUUGACAAGUACUUCACAGACCAGACGCAGCAUAUUUUGAACAACAUGGUGGUGAAGCUGGCUGAGGAUCCUCGCAGGAAGUUCAUCUGGUCUGAGAUUUCAUUCUUCUCCAAGUGGUGGGAAACCGCAGAUGCACACAAACAGGAGGCCAUGCGCAAGCUGAUCCUCGGAGGACAGCUAGAGAUUGUGACAGGCGGCUGGGUGAUGACGGAUGAAGCCAAUGUUCACUACUUUGCCAUGAUAGACCAGCUCAUUGAAGGGCAUCAGUGGUUAGAGAGAAAUCUAGGUAUAACUCCUCGCAGUGGGUGGGCUGUAGACCCCUUCGGUCACAGUGCCACUAUGCCCUAUCUGCUGAAGAGGGCCAACCUGACCAGCAUGCUCAUCCAGAGGGUCCACUACUCCAUUAAAAAACACUUUGCCUCCACCCGCAACCUGGAGUUUAUGUGGAGGCAGGCAUGGGACACUGGGUCAAGCACCGAUAUGUUUUGCCACAUGAUGCCAUUCUAUAGCUACGAUGUGCCUCACACCUGUGGGCCUGAUCCAAAGAUCUGCUGCCAGUUUGACUUCAAGCGAUUACCAGGAGGCCGGAUUAACUGUCCCUGGAAAGUUCCCCCUAAAUCAGUGGUAGAGGCCAAUGUGGCAGAGAGGGCACAGCUGCUCCUGGAUCAGUACCGUAAAAAGUCCAAACUCUACCGUUCCAAGGUGCUUCUGGUUCCUCUGGGAGACGACUUCCGCUAUGACAAAGCCCUGGAGUGGGAUCAGCAGUACAUAAAUUAUCAGAAGUUGUUUGACUACAUGAAUUCUCACCCUGAGCUGCACGUUCAGGCUCAGUUUGGGACUCUGAGUGACUAUUUCAGCGCUGUUUACAAAACAAACGGAGUGGCCCAGGGAUCCAGACCGGCAGACUUUCCUGUGCUGAGUGGGGAUUUCUUUGCUUAUGCGGACCGAGAAGACCACUACUGGACUGGUUACUUCACCUCUCGACCCUUUUAUAAAAGCAUGGACCGAGUGAUUGAGUCGCACCUCCGGGGGGCAGAAAUCCUCUACAGCCUGGCAGUGGCAAAUGCUCGGCAUGCUGGAAUGGAGGGACGCUACCCGGUCUCAGAUUAUGCCCUGCUUGUUGAUGCGAGGCGUUCAGUUGGACUUUUCCAGCACCACGACGCCAUAACGGGCACUGCGAAAGAAAAUGUUGUCAUCGACUAUGGCACCAAAUUACUGCGUUCACUCAUCGGCUUGAAGAGAGUAAUCAUCAAUGCUGCUCAUUUCCUUGUCAUGAAGAACAAAGACUUUUAUCGUUUUUACCAGACGGAGCCCUUCCUGGAGACGGAUUACAGGCGUGCUACUCAAGAUUCUCUGCCUCAGCGCACGCUGAUUGAGCUCGACCCGGCAGGACCGAGGUACCUGGUUGUGUUUAACCCCGUGGAGCAGGAGCGGCUGUGUGUUGUGACUGUGCUGGUCAACACGGUCAGGGUACGGGUGCUCACUGAGGAUGGACAGACCCUCCCUGUGCAGCUGAGUGCUCAGUGGAGCUCUGGGACUCAGAUGAGUGCUGAGGUGUUUGAGGCAACUUUCAUGUCUCGCCUUCCACCUCUGGGCCUUGCUGUUUUCCAUCUGUACGACUCAGCAGACUCGCCCAUGACGCUCCGCUCCGACACCCUGCUCAGGCUGUCUGGCCGGGGCGUAUCCGCCCGGGCCUCUGACCCACUGCCUGUCCGCUCUCAGACGUCCGACUCUCAGACCUUCUACAUUAGCAGCCAGUCGUUGACUCUGGGCUUCUCCGGAACCACUGGGCUCCUGGAGAGCAUCAAGCGAAAGGACGACCCUCAGGAAGUGAAGGUUCAUAUGCAGUUCAUGGUGUAUGGCACACGUGCCUCGAAGGACAAAAGUGGGGCGUACCUCUUCCUGCCUGAUGGAAAGGCAAAGCCUUACAACCAGAAAGAACCGCCUGUGGUGCGUGUUGUUGAAGGGCCUCUUUUCUCUGAGGUGGUGGCACACUACCAGCACUUUGAGCAGAUCAUCCGCAUACAUAAUGUGCCAGGCUUGGAUGGUUUGUCUAUAGACAUGACCACCACGGUAGACAUCAGAGAUCAGACCAAUAAAGAGCUGGCCAUGCGACUUGUCACUGAUAUUGAGAGUGGGGACGUCUUCUACACGGACCUCAAUGGCUUCCAGAUUCAGCCUCGUCGAUACUACCAAAAGCUUCCCAUGCAGGCCAACUUCUACCCCAUGCCCAGCCAGGCGUACAUCCAGGACGAGCGCCACCGGCUCACGCUGCACACGGCUCAGUCUCUGGGUGUCAGCAGCCUGGAGAGCGGCCAACUCGAAGUGAUCAUGGACCGACGACUGAUGCAGGAUGAUAAUCGUGGGCUGGGUCAGGGCCUGAAAGACAACAAGAAGACGACCAACCGUUUCCGACUGCUGCUGGAGAGGAGAUCCACCACUAACAAGAUGACGGACAGUGCAACCACUAGUUUCCCGUCUGUUGUCAGUCACAUGACCAACGCCAUCCUGAACCACGAGGUCCUGGCGCUGCCCGUCGUGCCCAAAAGACGAGGCGUCCCGCCUCUGCAAACCUUCUCCCCGCUCAAGACCAACCUUCCAUGUGACUUCCACCUGCUGAACCUGCGCAGCAUCCAGAGCCAGCAGGACUCCCAGGUUCCAUCUCCAUUCACUGCCUUGAUUCUCCAUCGGCUGGCGCUGGACUGCGGCUUCGAGGCUCAGAACCUCGGCUUCAACUGCACCACCACACAAGGACAGCUCAGCGUUUCAGGUCUGUUCAGGAACCUGGACCUGCAGCUGCUGCAGCCCAUGUCUCUGACCCUCAUGCAUUCCAGCUCGCCGCUGGCCAACGACUCCACUGUCUGCCUGGAUCCCAUGGAGAUCUCCGCCUUCAAGCUCAAGCUGCGCUAAGAACCGUCCUGAGAGCAGUAAAAACUCACCAGACUCCUCGGACCAACCACCAAGCCCAAGCCGGCCUCACACACCGGCAACAAGGGAGUCUGGGUCUCUCUGUUAGGCAGAACCACAAACUGGAGCCUGGAGAAGGGCUCUGCUGUAACAGGACUGACUGACAGCAGGGGGCAGAGGAUAGCCGGACAUGAGAGAGCAGCCAAACCCGGUGAACUUACAGCUUUUCCAAAUCAAGAAAAACUUCCAGAAUUGUUCCUCAGAUACCGGCGAGGGUCUGAGUCUGGAGUCCAGAAAAUCUCUCGGUUCUGCUUUGUAAGGACUUCUGUCUUUUGAUAUCUUUUCUCGAACCCGGACUAAACAACUGAAUGUAAAUAUCCCAACAGAUGGUGGUGGGAGGGGGCUGGGUGCCACUUCAGAGUGCAAUUUCCAAAGCUUUACUGGGUGGAUGGAGAUCUUGAUUCUUCUGUCUUUCAUCAGGAAAAAUGAAUAUCUACAUGUUUUUUGUUUUUUUUGUACCGAUCACUCUGAUGUUGACCGAAGUUAAUUUUUUGUUGUUGUUUUUGACAGACUUGAAUGCAGCAAAGAGAAUGUCUUUGUCUCACCUGGACUUGGCUGCAAAUCCUUAAGUUGUCCGAUUCCACUUGGGUCACUAUGUGAUAAGGGUGUGAUCAUUAAUCAUGGGGGGAGGGGAGUCCGCCCCUCUUUCCCACUGUUUCUGCUUUUAGAUAGUCUGCAGAGUUUCUGUUGUUGCUGCGCGCUUACUUUCGGCUGUUAGGGGAGCUGUAGCGGGUCUCCUGCCUCCUAUCGAUCAUUCCUGCGCUUGGUGAGACGGUGGCUUUGUGUAGCACUCUGUAUGCAGUAGGCCAAGACUAUACCUCAUGUGUACCAUCCAGCAGAUGUUUUGGUAUGUGUGUCUGUAUGAGUAUGUAAAUACGAUCUGGCUUUUUUUAAAAGUUUUUUUUUUUGGGGGGGGGGUGAAAUAAGGAAGGUCGCAUUGUACUUUAGAACAGGCCUGUCUUUCGGGUACUUGAUUAAUAUCUACGUGGAGUUUUGGGUCAUAUCAGAGCAGCAGAGAGAACUCUACUCUGCUCAUCACACCUAAAGGGAUCCUCACAAAGACAUUCCGGAGUCUGAGCUGACUCCAUCUUGUAUGGCUUUGUUGGUGCAAUUUAAAUUUCAAAGUCCAGAAGAGUGAAAUUUCUAAAUAUCUGUAGUAGAACAAAAGCAGAAACCUUCACUUGGGAAGCUGAAUGGGUGCUGCUCAGACUCCUGCUCGAGCUGGACUGAAUUUCAUUCCCAUCAAAAACGAACCUGAUCCGACCACACUGGGAGGCAGAGAACAGUCUCAGCACCGCAGUGCUUUUCUCUUUUAAAAAAAAAAACCUUUCUUUUUUAUUAUGAUUUAUUUUUUACAGCUGCCAUCAGGAUGUUGUCAUCUGUGGCUUCAAUGUAGUCCGGACGUCUGUCAGCCCCCAUGUGUUGCACUUUGUACUACAGAGCCAUCUGAUCCCGCCUCCCCUUCCCGGGCCUGCAGCUCCUCUGCCGUCCUCCUCUGGCCUGACGUCUGUCCUGCCAGAGU
Menidia menidia (Atlantic silverside) is the source of this 7007-nucleotide messenger RNA. NCBI's taxonomy places the organism in Eukaryota, Metazoa, Chordata, Actinopteri, Atheriniformes, Atherinopsidae. The record is from the annotation of a GenBank genome assembly.